CUAUCUGUGUACGGUUGCUAGCUAAUGGUUAGCUAACUGAUAUCGAUGUAAGUGGAGCCCAUACGCUUUGUCGAAGAUGGAUUAUUUAAACUUCAGUUACGGAUGAAAACACCGGCAGCGAUAUACUCUUUUAUUCACCUAUUAAAUGAUGUGCGAAUAAGGCUCCACAGACUGCUUGAUGAGAGCAGAGGUGUUUGCUGUCAGUAGGUGUUGCAAAGGUUUUGGACACUCACAUGAGUUCCAGGGAGGCAGCCAAGAUGGGGGACAUCUUGGCAACUGAAGCUGAUCUUCUUGGGAUGAUUAAGGAGUACCUUAAGUUUGAAGAAUUUGAGGAGACGGUGCACAGUUUUGACAAGGAAUGCAAAAGCAAAGGCAAGCUCGUCCCAAAGCCUCAAGGAAGUACUUUCAGAGACUCAAAGACUCGUGGCAUUCAGAAAGACCUCCUGAGCUCUUUUGUUGAUGGAGACCACAAAGUGUUCUUUGAACUGUGGACGGAGAAUAUUCCCUCUGAGAUAAAAGACACUGACACCGAGGCCCAGAGCCUGGAGUUUUACCUUCACAUCCACUUCACCAUCUACCCGCUGAGGAGGCACCCUGGUAGACAUGACCGAGCUGAGUUUGAGGAAAGGAUUUCCCAUUUCAAACAGUACCUGGAGACCAGAGGAGCAGCACUGAGCCAGACCACAGAGUUUCUGCCUUAUUACGCCUUGCCUUUUGUUCCCAACCCCACUGUUCACCCCUCCUUCAGAGAUCUUUUCCAGGACUCUUGGAUUCCACAGUUGAAGGAUAAACUGGAGCGGUUUCUGUCAGUGACACUGAAGCCGUCCAACAACCCGAGGCUGCUGAAUUUAUAUAAGGAGGGAGGAAGGAGUACUAAAGAGGCCAUGCAGCAGCUACAGCUCCAACUGGCUGAAUCGGAGCGGCGCAUCACUAGCUACGUGCGUAAGUUCAACAAGAUGCAAGCUGACUACCACAACCUGAUUGGAAUCACUGCUGAGCUGGUCGACUCAUUGGAGGCCACAGUCAGCGGAAAAAUGAUCUCCCCUGAGUACCUGCAGAGUGUGUGCGUUCGCCUGUUCAGCAGCCAGAUGAGGCAGAGCGUGGUGCAGAGCACUGACUUCACCAGACCUGGAACUGGAUAUUACUCUAUGAGUCCCUAUGAUGAUGGCUAUGCCUCAUCGAUGCUCCGAGCAUCCAUUGCACCACAGAGAUCUAAAGAGGUGCCAAUGCUGCCCUCACUGGACUAUGAAAAGCUGAAGAAAGAUCUGGUUGAAGGCCCAGACAGACUCAGGUCCCUGCUGCUUCAGGCACUGCGCUGGAGACUGACUCGCUCUCUCCCCGGAGAACAAAGAGACACAGUGCUUCAGGCCUUUAUCAGUAACGAUCUGCUGGAGCGCUACAGCACAAAACAGAAAACGGUGCUCCAUUUAAUGAGAUCGAAGAACGAGAUUGUCCGUCAAUACAUGGCUCGUCUCAUCAAUGCAUUCGCCUCCCUUGCAGAGGGUCGGGUAUACCUCUCCCAUAUCCCCAUUCUACUGAAACUUCUGACAGAGGCACUCAGGACGGAGGAAAAAGACUCCCUGACCAGAGAGAAUGUGCUAGUAGCCCUACAGAAACUCAGCCUCAGGAGGAGCCAGCAGACUGCCAUGAUAGCAGACGAUCUGAUUGGCUGGUUGGUGGAUGAGCUGCAGGACUCAGACUGCCUGAGUGACUACACCCUGGAGUACUCUGCUGCUCUGCUCAUGAACCUGUGUCUGAGAACGAAAGGAAAAAGGAAGUGUGCAGAGAACGCCAAGCAUGUGCUAAAGGUUCUAACUGACCUCCUUGGACACGAGAACCACGAGAUUCGACCAUAUGUGAAUGGAGCCCUGUACAGUAUCCUGUGUAUUCCCUCUGUGAGACAGGAAGCCAAAGAGAUGAGUGUAGAGGAGAUUCUCCGCUGCUACAGCAAAGAGGAGAACCCAGACCUCAACAGACAGAUUGAGUUCAUCAUUAAACAGCUAAACUCAGCUGAUGAUGAGGGGCCAGAGUCAGACGACGAGGAAGAAGAGGAUGACAAUGAUGAAGACUUAAUGGAGACAGAACUUGAUAUAGAGGAAGUUCUCCAACCACAGCCCAGGGAACUGUCUGGGGAGAGUCUGCUCACCACGGAGUACCUGGGUAUUAUGACCAACAUGGCAAAAGUGAAAAGGAAGUCAACCCCUCUGCCUCAACCAAAUGUUGAUGAACCCCUACAACGGCCAGUCACCCCGAGUUCUCAUCGUAAUGUCACCGCUGUGGAUUAUCGAUCCGGCAGUCAGGGGGGUGAGGGCAGCAGGGACGGGGAAUACCCUCUGAGCAGACAGAAGAGCGAGGAAGGAAGCCUGCCUCCUUCUCGAUACAACUCCCGACCUCCCACACGCUCUGGCAGUCGCCCCAGCACUGCCGACUCCCUACGUCACAGUAUCGACUCAGAGUGCGGCCGGUUGUCCCAGGAGUCAGAGUUGGACGGGCCAUAUGAAGGACGAGCCAGAAAAGGACGUCCCCAGGAGGAACACAAUGGACACCCUGCCAGUGGUGAAUAUAUCCCUGCAUUUGCAAGCCAGCCUAAGAUUCCCCGUACACCUGACACAGCAGCCAGCCAGAACAGCAGUGCUCACCGGGCUCGAGGUCCGGCUCUGGCACCCCAGUUUUCCCAGUCGGAGCCGCAGCAGAGCAGCAGGCCAGGCUCUGCCAGCUCCACAGGAGGAGGGGGACGACAAAGUGGAAGCAGCCAGUCAAAGAGGAGGUGAAGAGGGAGCUGUCACCAUGGAGUAGCGCUAUCUCCCCGGGAGCAUCGCGCUUCCUGUAACAUCAUCCCCCCCAGAGUGUGAUCAGGGUCAGGGCAACAGAGAUGGUCAAGGAUCAGCAGCAGCAGGAGGAGGUGCUCGGAACAAUGCGGAGGAUUGUGGCACUGCAUUUUUUUUUCUCUCUCCCUUCAGGUUCAGCACAGACUUCUGUAACAUAAUAUGGAUGAUAAUCACAACCCCCAGCUGUCCGAACCUUGUGCACCUUGUAGCCUUAGUUGGCCCUGAAUUUCUCCACUCUCUCAUCAAGGUGAUAGUUGGCACACCUCAAUACGUGCAACAUCCUCCAGCCAUGACAAAAUUCCCGUGAAACAAGAUGUGGGUAUUCUAACUUGGAAGUACAACUACAAGUCGGGGCAGGUCAAGAGAAAAUAGUUGAUCAUCUUUCUAGUUUACUGGCACAGGUACAUUACUCUUCACAUCAGCAGGGAAUUGCUUGAGUCUAAACACCAGCUGAGGUGCUCAGACUGAAGCACAGCAUGGUUUUACCUGGUUUUAACUACAUGUAAAUCUUUCGUGUAAUUCAGUAAAUAUGAGGCACUGCCACAACUUUUGUCGUCUUUAAAUUGUACAGAUAUUUAUAAAAAGAGUAGUUCUCAUCUCUAUUCCACCGAUGCAUAACCUUCUGACUUUCACUACAUACUGUAUAUAUUGAUUUUUGACUGUGGUGGAAAAUAUCCGUCCAUAUGAAUAAAUAAUCGUACCGGCUUUACUUCAAAUAUAUGACAUGAUCUCUUAUCAGAGUAGCUGCUCUUGUUGUGCUCUAGGAAAUGUUUACAAUAAGACACAGGUCCCGACACAAGUUGUCAGGCUGGUGCAUGUUUUAUUAAAUAAAUACUGAGAACUGCUUGUUGCCGUUAACAUUCACUACUAUCCAUAAAACAUCUGACAGAAAAUAAAAACUUGAAUUGGUGUGAAUGUUUUAAAUCCAGCAUUGUUUGAAUUGUACAUUUGCACUGUUUUCCAGGUGGUGAUGUACAGCAUAUUUAUGGUAACUGCGACAUUUUCACUGGCAUGCAUUUUGAUAGUAAUUGAUUUUUGUACUUUUUAAGUGGUUGUAAAUAAAUGUGUGACAUGUCA
Molecule: messenger RNA, 3905 nt
Organism: Epinephelus lanceolatus (giant grouper)
Lineage: Eukaryota; Metazoa; Chordata; Actinopteri; Perciformes; Serranidae
Gene: armc9
Product: armadillo repeat containing 9
Biological process (GO): cilium assembly
Cellular component (GO): ciliary tip; ciliary basal body; centriole
Molecular function (GO): protein binding
Source: RefSeq, a predicted model, not a curated record